AUGUCACUAACCAACUUACCUCGCGAGCUUCUCUACGCUAUAGCCGAACACCUACACGCAGAGAGCGAUCUCAACGCAUUUGCGCGAGCCAAUCGUCUCCUCUACCACCUUACCAACCCAUACCUCUACGACCACAAUAUACGACAUUCCAACAGCACUGCGCUACUGUGGGCAGCUGAGCAUGGGAAAGAACGCACCUUGUGCAAGCUGCUAGAA
Messenger RNA from Bipolaris oryzae ATCC 44560, 216 nucleotides. RefSeq lists its product as uncharacterized. The transcript has a single exon. The annotation marks the transcript as partial. The record is from RefSeq and is a predicted model, not a curated record. NCBI's taxonomy places the organism in Eukaryota, Fungi, Ascomycota, Dothideomycetes, Pleosporales, Pleosporaceae.